AUGCCGCCGCAGACGCCUGUAGGAGCUCCCCAUCCCCUCGUCGUCGAUCUCCAUCAGAUCGCCUCGUCGAAUGCCACUGUCCACUCGUUCUUCAAAACGCGACAGCCGUCAUGGGUGGCUCUGUCCACGUCCACAUCCACGCCGUCUACUCGCUUCGCCAAUCCGCGUAGGAACGUUUACUACACAGCCGGCACCGUAGCCACCACCAAUGCGCCUUCUCAAAACACGCAACCACCCUUGGCGGCGAGGCCGCAUUUCCCAGCGACACGCUUCUAUCAAGCUCUCAAGUCCCUUAUUGUAGGGCCGAGCUCCGUUGCGCCUACAAAUACCAUUCGGGAGUUCCACUUCGCCCUUACAAAAGAGCAGUAUAAGUUGCGGUCAACCAUCUCGAAAAGUCUACGCGAGCUGCUACCCUCGGCCCAAUAUUUCGACGGGUCACUCUAG
This is a messenger RNA of Lasiosphaeria miniovina, 444 nucleotides long. RefSeq lists its product as uncharacterized. Bases 1 to 444 code for a protein of 147 amino acids. The record is from RefSeq and is a predicted model, not a curated record. Lineage: Eukaryota; Fungi; Ascomycota; Sordariomycetes; Sordariales; Lasiosphaeriaceae. The transcript has 3 exons.